AUGCAGUCUUGGGCAGCUCGUGCGCAGCAGCAUCAACUUCAGCAUGGAUCUCCUGAAGAAGCUUUGUCGGGCGCACCAUACUCCAGGAGGAACCCGCUUGCGAAAGAGCUAUUCCACAAGCGCCCCUUUGGCCGUGCAAUCUCAACUGUAAUGCUUGUUCAAAUGGGUGUCUUUUCGGAAGGCAACAAGCCGCGACCCCCGUGA
Molecule: messenger RNA, 204 nt
Organism: Microbotryum saponariae
Lineage: Eukaryota; Fungi; Basidiomycota; Microbotryomycetes; Microbotryales; Microbotryaceae
Source: the annotation of a GenBank genome assembly